This is a messenger RNA of Ruditapes philippinarum (Manila clam), 2520 nucleotides long. RefSeq lists its product as uncharacterized. The record is from RefSeq and is a predicted model, not a curated record. The transcript is spliced from 2 exons. Gene Ontology annotation, molecular function: nucleic acid binding. NCBI's taxonomy places the organism in Eukaryota, Metazoa, Mollusca, Bivalvia, Venerida, Veneridae. Bases 1 to 2520 code for a protein of 839 amino acids.
AUGACUGUUCAUUUAUUUGGAGCAGCAUCGUCUCCCGGUUGUGCUAAUUUUGCUCUGAAACAGGUAGCUUCUGACUAUGCGGCUGAGUUCGGUCCCGAUGUGGCAAGUUUCAUUAGGCGAGAUUUCUAUGUUGAUGAUGGCCUUAAGGCUGUGCCUUCUGUCCAAGAUGCCAUAAGUCUGAUAGAUAGAAGUAGAGAGAUGUGUCUUAAGGGUGGUUUACAUUUACACAAGUUCUUGUCAAAUUCCAAGGAGGUACUAAGUCAUGGACCAGUCAGUGAUAGAUCCAAUGCGUUAAAAGAUAAUGAUUUGAUGUGUGAUGAUUUGCCAGUUGAACGUGCCUUAGGUAUCCAGUGGUGCGUGGAGUAUGAUACCUUUCAGUUUCGUAUUACUCUGAAGGACAAACCUUUCUCUCGACGUGGUGUUCUGUCGACCUUGAGUUCUGUUUAUGAUCCUCUUGGUUUUCUAUCACCUGUUAUUUUGGUAGGUAAGCAAAUGCUUCAGCAAAUGUGUAAGGACCAAAUUGAUUGGGACAGUCCACUUCCUGACGAUUGUAGACCCAAAUGGGAGAAAUGGAGAAUGGAUCUUCAUCAUUUGGAAACUUUGCGUGUCAGAAGAUUCCAUGUAUUCGUUGCGAACAGAAUACAAGAAAUUAGAGAUCUUACGGAACCCAAACAGUGGAGAUAUGUCAAAACUGCUGAUAAUCCAGCUGACAUUGCUUCUAGGGGUGCUUUCUCUCGUGAAUUGUUAGAGUCGAAUUGGUUCACUGGUCCCAGUUUCUUGUGGGAACCCAACAUUCCGCCUUUAAAUGAAGAUGAUACAGUUCGGACCAUUUCUUCUGUAGAUCCUGAGGUGAAGAAAUGCUCUGUUUUUAGUUCAAGUGCGUUCUCUUAUAAGAAUGAUGUUAUUGAACGUUUGACCUACUUUUCCGAUUGGAAUCGUGCAAAGAAGUCAGUUGCAGUUUGUCUCAGGUUUAAAGACAUGCUUAUUCAAAGGUCUGUCAAAUGGUCUGGUAUUGUAUCUACCACGAGUGAUAUUAAGUCAAAAAUAAAGGGUAACUAUUUACCAAUUCAAGUAGCGGAAGUUCAAAGGGCUGAAAGGGAAAUAAUUAAGAUAGUUCAAAGGGAUGCCUUUGAUAAGGAAUAUCAGCUAUUGUCUUCUGUGACAGUUGCCUCCCAUGAGAAGAGCCCUCCCAAGUAUCAAAAUCAGUCAUUGCGUAAAAACUCAUUGAUUAGACAGUUGGAUCCUUUUAUAGAUAGUGAUGGUAUAAUUAGGGUUGGUGGACGUCUUUCUAAGUUGAAACAUACUUUGGGUGAGAAACAUCCUAUUAUUUUACCAAGAAAGGGACAUGUUACUAACCUUAUCAUGAGAUAUUUUCAUGAAAGGAUAAAUCACCAAGGUCGUGGAAUGACUGUAAAUGAGAUCAGGGCAAAUGGUUUUUGGGUCAUUGGAUGUAGUUCUUCCGUGUCAUAUAUGAUAUCUCGUUGUGUAUUUUGUCGCAAACUCAGAGGUUCCCUGCAGGUGCAGAAAAUGGCAGAUUUGCCAGCCGAUAGAGUAGAACCUGCACCCCCCUUUACAUAUUCGGCAGUUGAUUAUUUUGGACCAUUCUAUGUUAGAGAAGGUCGAAAGGAAAUGAAGCGUUACGGGGUUUUGUUCACUUGUCUUUCCUGCAGAGCCGUUCACAUAGAAGUUGCUCACUCUCUUGACACUAGUUCAUUCAUCAAUGCUCUUCGCCGUUUUAUUGCGAUUCGUGGUUCCGUAUGCCUUUUAAGAUCUGAUCGUGGUACAAACUUUGUUGGCGCUGAGAAUGAACUCAAGGAAGCACUUUCUGAGAUGGACACUGAUCAGAUUAGUCAAUUUCUGUUAAAUGAAGGUUGUGAUUUUCAUUUUCAAAUGAACGUGCCUUCAGUAAGCCAUAUGGGUGGCAUCUGGGAGCGGCAGAUUCGCUCUAUUCGUAAUGUUCUAUCGCCUCUGAUGCUUCAAAAUGGUACUCAGUUAGAUGAUGAGGCUCUUCAUACCUUUAUGUGUGAAGCUGCGGCAAUUGUUAACAGUCGCCUAUUGUCUGUAACAAACCUAAAUGAUCCACUCUCUGCUGAUCCAAUUACUCCAAAUCACUUACUUACUUCUAAGUCAAAAUUAAUUCUUCCACCGCCUGGCAAAUUUCAAAGGUCUGACAUGUAUUCGCGGAAACGUUGGCGCAGAAUUCAAUUUCUAGCUAAUGAAUUUUGGACUAGGUGGUCAAAAGAAUACUUACAAAAUCAGCAAAUCAGAACAAAAUGGGUUUCGGCUCAGCGAAAUCUUUGCGUUGAUGACAUUGUUAUGAUUAAAGACGAGAACCUUCCGCGAGGUCAGUGGCGCUUAGGUAAAGUGUCCGAGGUAUUUUCUAGUAAUGAUAGUUUGGUUCGCAAAGUAAGAGUUUUAGUAGGGGAUCCUAUGUUGGACAAUAAGGGAAAACGUAAAAAUAUUAUGUGUUUCUUAGAUAGGCCAAUUCACAAAUUAGUUCUAUUGCAAGAGAAGGAGUAA